GCCAGGCGCAGCCCAGGAGCGCGGCGCUCGUCCAGAAACAGCCCUGGGCCCCGACCACCCGCGGAGAGUACGUGGUCGCCAAGCUGGACGACCUGAUCAACUGGGGACGACGGAGCUCCUUGUGGCCGAUGACCUUCGGCCUGGCCUGCUGCGCGGUGGAGAUGAUGCACAUGGCUGCUCCCCGGUACGACAUGGACCGCUUCGGGGUGGUGUUUCGGGCCAGCCCCCGGCAAGCUGACGUCAUGAUUGUGGCCGGCACCCUGACGAACAAAAUGGCUCCUGCUCUGAGGAAGGUGUACGACCAGAUGCCCGAGCCGCGCUACGUGAUCUCCAUGGGGAGCUGUGCCAACGGCGGCGGGUACUACCACUACUCCUAUUCUGUCGUGAGGGGUUGCGACCGCAUCGUCCCAGUGGACAUCUACGUUCCAGGCUGCCCGCCCACUGCAGAAGCCUUGCUGUAUGGAAUCCUGCAGCUUCAGAAGAAAAUCAAGCGGGAGAAAAAGAUUCAGCUCUGGUACAGGAAAUAGCCUCCUUUAUUUAUGACCCAGCCACUCAUGCUACUCUGAUAAAGCACCUGUGUUACGCACAUCACAGCUAUAUUCUGCACAAGCUUCGUAAUAAAGUUUUGCCUCUUCAGUUGACUCUCGUCUUUAAUGCUGUCGCUCGGUUACUUUAAAAAGGGUCCUGGCCUUGACUGAAAUGGCUGGGAAGCGUUAAGUCUAACGAGGCUGAGAGCUGGCCGUUGUGUGGGUUAAAUAGCUCGUGUUGAGAGGGGAGGGCGAGUCAUGAAAUGAUUAUCUGCUCUUAUGGAACAAACGUCCGCGGCAGAAGACGGGAAGGCUGCAAGUGCCCGCUGCUUUCGGCGGGGACCGCAGGCUCUCUGAGGCAGCAGUGCGGUUGGAGUGCAAGGGUGGGAGCCCUGGCAGUGUUUGGACAGACUGAGCAUGGAAAGCUGCUGCAGAUACACGGACAAGCGUCCAGCUGUCAGAGCUUCUUUGCGUGCCCUUCAAACCUGUUGCUUAAUGCUAAAAGCUUUAUAUUGCCCUGCCAUAGAUGUGUUUGUUCUUUUUUUCCCCUUUCCUCCAGUGAGAUCGGGACUGACCUGCCUUGGCAGCUUCUCCACAGGUGCGAUGCUUCUGGAGCAAGUCUCGAGCUUGUUCUAACCCAGACUGCCAGAAAUCCCGGCUCUGGGCCUGCAGGAAGCACGGCUGCAGGCAGACGACUCAAUGGGGGGCUCUUACAUUCUUCAGUACAUUCUAGCACUCCAUGAACCUCUUUAGGCUGUGAUGCUUAUAUCUGAGGGGAUCGUGCCCCCUCUUCCCAGCUUUCAUUCUUAGUCUUACCUUAGCUUGGUCUCUAAUAUUUCCUGCUAACUAGAACUUUUUUCUCUGACUUCCUCCUGCUUUGAGAGCCUGGAUAGGAGGUGCCCAGUACAGUCCUCCAGAGACUGUAGCACCACAGUCACUUGUUUCCUUGUUCCACGUCCGUGCAUACAGCACAGCUAGGUGUAGGUCUCGUUCCUGCUUUAUGCCGUGUCAUUCCUUAUAAAUCAGGUCACUAUUUUUAUGCCACAGUCUCUAGCACCACCACUACUGUCCCGCUGACCGUGUGAACCCACUGAUGUCUCUUGAAAGUGGAGCUCUCUGGAGCAGGAACCCCCUUUAUGUUCUGCUCAGCACCCAGCACGCAGGCCCAGGGCUGCGACUCGGUCUCCUAAGGGCCGUGGCAAUACGCGUUUGCUGUCGGCACCCGCUCCAUGCAGAACCUUGACCCACCGCGCUACAGCAAGGGAGCUGCCCUCAGAUGGGGGAAGGGGCGCGUGCUGCUUCAUGGAUCACGAAAGGCUGGAAAAAUGUAACGAGAUGAGUGCUAAGCUCCAGUGAGCCAGCCACGACGGGGACAAGAAGCAGGGCCGAGUUGUGCGUGCGUUGGAGGGAUCAACAUAAAUGACUCCAAAGUCUCCGCUGUAGAUUUCCAAGUCAAUUUAAUGUCUCCAGUGUUUGCAUGACCGGCACAUUGCCCACCCUUUCUGUGCGGAGCUGGGUAAUUAUUCAUGCGGUAAUAAACUUCCAGGAAGGUCAAAAGAAUCUGUUACCAAAAUCUGAUUAAAAACGGCAUUAGUCAAAAAAAAAAAAAA
Messenger RNA from Alligator sinensis (Chinese alligator), 2137 nucleotides. It is a transcript of the gene NDUFS7, whose product is annotated as NADH:ubiquinone oxidoreductase core subunit S7. Gene Ontology annotation, biological process: aerobic respiration; mitochondrial respiratory chain complex I assembly; electron transport coupled proton transport. The transcript is spliced from 5 exons. Gene Ontology annotation, molecular function: NADH dehydrogenase (ubiquinone) activity; quinone binding; 4 iron, 4 sulfur cluster binding. The record is from RefSeq and is a predicted model, not a curated record. Lineage: Eukaryota; Metazoa; Chordata; Crocodylia; Alligatoridae. The coding region runs from base 129 to 527 and encodes 132 amino acids.